AUGGAUGCAGACAAUUGUAGUAAUGCGCUCAUUUUGUAUGAGGCUGCUAUACGUGAAAUCGAACGACGUUUGUAUGAGAUAAAACGUGUUGAACAGUUGUCUACAGCAGUAAUUAAGCUGCGUUUAGGUUCCCUUCAGAAAGCAGCUGAUUCACUACAGACAGCCGCUUCUGAAUAUUAUAAGGAGAUUAAGGGUCGAGAAUUAGUAAAUGCUAUAACGAGGACUAAUGCAGUUAUUCAUGAUAGGCAGGACAUGAAUGAUGUCAUCAAGUUUACUAUGCUGACUAGUUAUCUUAAGGGUAAAGCACGCGAAACCGUUGAGGGUUUAGCUAUAACUCCAGCUAAUUAUAGUCCAGCGAUAAACCUACUGAAAACUCGUUUUUCCAACGUUGGGAAAUUAGAAGAGAACUUAAGAAAUCGGCUGUUAAGUUUACCGCACCCUGAGCAUGAUGCAGAGCAACUGAUGGAUUUCCUUAUGAAAUGGAAUAGCAUCGUUCAUCAGUUAGACGCUUUACCAGGUAUUACGAGCGGCGACUCUAAUGAGAAAGCAAUUAUCAAGCGGUGUUUAUCCAAAGAAACAUUGCAAGCCUUGUAUCAGAGAUAUGAUACUUGUGAACUCAGUGUAGAUCAAUUGAGAAAGGGCAUUGAAAAAUUAAUUGAGCGUUUAGGUAGAAGUAAUAUGCAUAACCCCACGCCAUCACCAUCCAACCCAGUUAAGAGUGGCAAGGAUCGUAACACGAGUUCGAAAAACGAGCGUCAAGCUAAUUCGCCUAGUAGUGCUUGCAACACUAAUGUUAGAAAUACCCCUAAGAAAAUAACUUUUUCUUGUUGUUUUUGUCAAGGCGAACACAGCGGUAAGGUCUGCAUGAAAUACAAUACUUUAGAGACUAGAAGAGCUCGUAUCAAUGAAUUACAACUAUGCUAUGGUUGUUUAAGAAAGGGUCAUCGUUUAUUUGAAUGUAACAGUAAGAGUAAGGCAUAUUGUUUUAUCUGUAAUGGUAAACAUCAUACAUUCCUAUGUGCUAGACUAUUACCUAAUUCUACGAGCAUCAAUGUAAAUUUGUCUCAGCAACCUUCUAGCACCAAAUCAGGUCAUAGUAGAGCUGAUAAUAAGCCUAUAGAAACUGCUCAAUCGCAGCCUAGUUUCAGGACUAGUCAGAAAUCAGCGGCUACGAAUAAUCAGAGUCAUUCUCAGAAUAAUGUUAACAGUAAUCAAAUAACUGUGAAAAAUGUCGCAUCUCUUCGACCGACAGCGUUACCGACAGCCACCCUUCUAUUGAGUAAUGAUGGGAAUCGGAUCCCGGUUCGAGCAUCUUUAGACAGCGGAUCUCAAAGAACGUUCAUUAACCCAGAUGUUGUUGAGAAAUUGAACUUAGUGCCCAUAAAGCAAGUGAAACUCACAUUAAUUCCGUUUGGAGAUAAUGUUGAAACUAAAAUGUUUGAUGUAGUAAGAGUAAUGGUUCGAGCAGGUACUAAACGUAUCAAAUUAAACGCUGUUGUUUGUAAUCAUGUUAACACUUCCAUACACACACCUGGUCUACACAACGUGUAUCUGAGAUUGCAAGAAGGAGGUGUUAAACUGGCAGAUAAGAAUAUUGAAUCAGAUACCCACAGUGAUAUAGGUUUGAUUAUUGGUGCUGAUUAUUAUAAUGCAUUUGUGUAUUGUCACGAUAAAUAUGAUGAUGUAUGCUUGCUUGGUAGCACCGCCGGUGCUGUUAUUUUUGGUCCUAUACCCAAUUGGGCUUGUAAUGUUAUCAGUGAUGAUGAAAAUGUAAGAUCUGUAAUAAGUACACAGAGUAUAGUUUGCUCGAGAGUCACUGCUUCUGUAAAUCCUCUUGAUGGUGAGGAUAUUUCUAGACUGUGGUCAUUAGAUACGAUCGGCAUCGGGAAGGAUGCGCGAUCCUAUAACGAUCAAGCAGCGAUCGAACAUUUCAAUGAGACUAUUGUAAAGACUGAUAACAAAUAUACGAUUGAUUUGCCAUUUAAGAGCGAUGCCAGACCCCCUACGUGUUAUAGAAAAGCCUUAGGUCAAUUAUAUUCACUUAAGAGAACCUUUCAUUCUAAACCAGUCAUGUUUGAUCAGUAUCAGUCUGUUUUAGAUGAGUAUGUUAAGUUAGGAUUAUUGAGGAGGUAA
Messenger RNA from Macrobrachium nipponense, 2133 nucleotides. RefSeq lists its product as uncharacterized. The record is from RefSeq and is a predicted model, not a curated record. Bases 1 to 2133 code for a protein of 710 amino acids. Lineage: Eukaryota; Metazoa; Arthropoda; Malacostraca; Decapoda; Palaemonidae. The transcript has 2 exons. Gene Ontology annotation, molecular function: zinc ion binding; nucleic acid binding.